CAGUCAUUGUCCAAACCUGCUUUUUUCCGACAAAAUUCAGAGAGGAGGAACUUCAAACUACUGGAUACUAGGAAGCUGAGUCGAGAUGGAACUGGGUCACCUUCCAAAACCAGCCCCCCCUCCACUCCCAGCAGCCCAGAUGACACUUUCUUUAACCUUGGAGACCCACAGAAUGGCAGGAAGAAGAGAAAGAUCCCCAAGCUGGUGUUGCGAAUCAAUGCCAUCUAUGAGGCCCGGAGAGGGAAGAAACGCGUGAAGAGGCUGUCCCAGUCAACGGAGAGCAACUCAGGAAAAGUGACAGAUGAGAACAGUGAGUCUGACAGUGACACGGAAGAGAAGCUAAAAGCUCACAGCCAACGCCUGGUCAAUGUGAAGUCCCGCCUGAAGCAGGCCCCCCGGUACCCACCACUGGACCACGAGCUCAUCGAGUACCAGCAGAGGCAGCUCUUCGAGUACUUUGUGGUUGUGUCUUUGCACAAGAAGCAGGCCGGGGCUGCCUACGUGCCGGAACUCACCCAGCAGUUCCCUCUGAAGUUGGAAAGGUCUUUCAAGUUCAUGAGAGAGGCUGAGGACCAGCUGAAAGCUAUUCCCCAGUUCUGUUUCCCUGAUGCCAAGGACUGGACUCCUGUCCAGCAGUUUACCAGGUAUGUGCUGGCACCUCCCCUUCCCACCCCAAAGACUAAGACACAGCUACCUGAACCACUGGACGCCAGACUCAAGAAGAACCGACUCAGAAUCUUGGAUGAGGUGGAAAAAAGAAGAGGCAUCUCUCCUGCCCUGGUGCAGCCUCUCAUGAGGAGCGUCAUGGAAGCCCCUUUCCCAGCCCUGGGCAAAACCAUCAUUGUCAAGAACUUCUUGCCAGGUUCAGGAACUGAGGUGAUUGAGCUGUGCCGCCCGCUGGACUCCCGGCUCGAACACGUGGAUUUUGAGUCUCUCUUCUCCUCUCUCAGCAUCCGCCACCUGGUCUGUGUUUUCGCCUCCCUGCUUCUGGAGAGGAGGGUCAUCUUCAUUGCAGACAAGCUCAGUACCCUGUCCAAGUGCUGCCAUGCGAUGGUGGCACUCAUCUACCCGUUCACCUGGCAGCACACCUACAUCCCCGUGCUGCCUCCUGCCAUGAUCGACAUCGUGUGCUCGCCCACCCCCUUCCUCAUCGGGCUUCUCUCCAGCUCGCUGCCACUGCUCCGGGAGCUGCCGCUGGAAGAGGUCCUUGUAGUUGACCUCGUGAACAAUCGGUUCCUCAGACAGAUGGAUGACGAGGAUUCCAUUCUGCCCCGGAAGCUUCAGGUAGCCCUCGAACACAUUCUGGAACAAAGGAAUGACCUGGCUUGUGACCAGGAUGAAGGGCCCCCAGACUGCAAGCACGGCCCCGAGUCCAGCCCCUUGAACGAGGUGGUGUCUGAAGCCUUUGUCCGCUUCUUCGUGGAGAUUGUGGGCCACUACUCCUUGUUCCUGACGUCAGGCGAGCGUGAGGAGAGGACCCUGCAGCGAGAGGCCUUCCGCAAAGCUGUCUCCUCCAAGAGCCUGCGCCGCUUCCUGGAGGUCUUCAUGGAGACCCAGACGUUUCGGGGUUUCAUCCAGGAGCGGGAGUUGCGCCGGCAGGAUGUGAAAGGUCUGUUUGAGGUCCGAGCCCAAGAGUAUCUGGAAACUCUCCCCAGUGGAGAGCAUAGCGGUGUCAAUAAGUUCCUGAAGGGACUAGGCAAUAAAAUGAAGUUUCUUCACAAGAAAUAACCUUCAGCUCAGCCUCAAGGGAGAACUUCCUCCUGGUGAGACCACAUGUUUUAAAAGCAGUUCCUGGUGGCCUUUCUGAAAGGUGGGGUCCUUGGUUGUCCCGGUGCUGGGAUAGAGACGAGGACGGUGUCCAGCCCCACUGGGCUCUCUCGGGACCGGGCCUGAAAGCCACCCGGGAGGCGCCGCUUGUCCAGGACAGCACGGGAAAGGGAGCCCGAGACCAGGCCCAUCGCUGAUGUGCCAGUGGACUGUUUCAGUGGUUGGUUGUCGGAUUUGGGGUUUUUUAAUCUUAGACAUUAAAAAAAAGAAAAGUG
Molecule: messenger RNA, 2042 nt
Organism: Galeopterus variegatus (Sunda flying lemur)
Lineage: Eukaryota; Metazoa; Chordata; Mammalia; Dermoptera; Cynocephalidae
Product: DENN domain-containing protein 2A
Exons: 14
Biological process (GO): retrograde transport, endosome to Golgi
Cellular component (GO): actin cytoskeleton
Source: RefSeq, a predicted model, not a curated record